GUCGGAGUCUUCGACGCAGGCACGGAAACGACGACGACGACCCUCGGCUGGGCACUGCUGUACCUCGCGCUGAACCCAGCCUGGCAGCGGAAAGUCCAAGAAGAGCUGGAUGCCGUGGUCGGAAGCGACGAAAUCCCGGCGUACUCCAGACGCGAGGAGCUGCCCUACACAGAAGCGACCAUCCUGGAGAGCCAGCGCAUCCGCACCACGGUUCCCCUGUCCGUGCCCCACUGCACCUCGUCCCCGACCAGCCUGCAGGGGUACGACAUCCCCGCGCACACCCAGGUGUGGGUGAACCUGUGGUCCGUCCACAUGGACCCCGCCUACUGGCCCCACCCGGACACGUUCGACCCCGGCAGGUUCCUGGACGGCAGCGGGAGGGUCAAGGUCCCGGAGGCGUUUAUGCCCUUCUCCACAGGGAGAAGAAUUUGCCUCGGCGAGCAGCUGGCCAAGAUGGAACUUUUCCUGUUCCUCACGUCCCUGCUGCAGCAGUUCACCUUCAAGCUGCCAGAGGGCGCACCUGAGCCAGAUCUGUCUGGGGUGAUGGGAGCCACUCUACUGCCAGGGCCGUACAAGAUACUGGCCAUCUGUCGCAAGACGUAG
Branchiostoma belcheri (Belcher's lancelet) is the source of this 603-nucleotide messenger RNA. RefSeq names its product cytochrome P450 2U1-like. Gene Ontology annotation, molecular function: iron ion binding; oxidoreductase activity, acting on paired donors, with incorporation or reduction of molecular oxygen, reduced flavin or flavoprotein as one donor, and incorporation of one atom of oxygen; heme binding. The transcript is spliced from 2 exons. NCBI's taxonomy places the organism in Eukaryota, Metazoa, Chordata, Leptocardii, Amphioxiformes, Branchiostomatidae. Gene Ontology annotation, cellular component: cytoplasm; intracellular membrane-bounded organelle. The annotation marks the transcript as partial. The record is from RefSeq and is a predicted model, not a curated record. Gene Ontology annotation, biological process: xenobiotic metabolic process.